Messenger RNA from Blepharisma stoltei, 2172 nucleotides. NCBI's taxonomy places the organism in Eukaryota, Ciliophora, Heterotrichea, Heterotrichida, Blepharismidae. The record is from the annotation of a GenBank genome assembly.
AUGGCAAUCCUCAAGGAAGAUUCCUCAUACACCCACAUCAUUGCAAUUGAUUUCGGUACAGGCGCAUCUGGCUAUGCAAUUACUCCUCGUCUCAAGGAAAACGGUAAAGCCCGAAUUGAAGUUUUUAAUCCAUGCGAUGACACAGACGAUCAAAAAGCUAUCACAGCGAUUCUCUUUUGACACAUAAAUAAAAUGGCAUUUGGUUCGAGUGAUUAGCUCCGCUAAUUUUCUCUCCCUCAAGCAAUUUUAUUUAUGGGGUUAGGUUUUCUUUUGAGGACUUCUGUACAGCAAUAGCAGUUUAACUCUGGCAGAUAAGCCGAGGCACUGCUCCAAUUAUAUAAAGAGGCUCGAAGUUUUACCUUCAGCGCACCCGAGGAAGGUGACCCUUAGGCGGAACACGCGCAGAAGCUGAGUCAAGGAAGGCAAAGUAACGCAGCCCGUCGAAGCCGGAACGCCAUACACGCCCGUGCCCUGGCGCAAUGAAGUGUAUCGAUCCAGAGGUCCAUUGGCCCGACACGUGGACAAAUAUGGUGGCAGCUCUGGAAACGGCUACCGUAGUGGACGUUAAACGUUAUAAAUUUAAUGAGAUAAGAUAAGAUUCUCUUUGACACGAAUUUCAAGUUUUUGGCAUUUGGGUCGCAAGCACUUCAGCAAUAUGCAGAAAUAAUAGACGAUGGGGAAAGUGCAUUGCUUUUUCAAACGUACAAAAUGCAUCUUCUCCAUCUUCAUAGCAAUGCAGUCUCUGUAGAUGGCCGCGAAAUGCCACUGAUGACUGUGAUUUCGGAAACUCUGCGAUUUAUAUCUGACAAGGCUAUUCAAAAAUUAUCAGAACAAGUCGGAAAAGUCGUCAAAACAAAAAUCAUGUGGGUGCUAACGGUGCCUGCAUUAUGAAGUGAAGAGCAUAAGCAGUUUAUGAGAAGUGCCUGUGUUGAGGCUGGAAUUAUAACAGAGCUAAAUUCACCUAAUCUCCUGUUGUGUUUAGAGCCUGAAGGAGCCUCAAUUUCAGUUAGAGAAGAUAGUGAAGAAAGCAUUAAGCAGCAAAUGACCAAAAACACUGUUGUCAUGGUGCUGGAUUGUGGAGGGGGGACUGUCGAUAUAACAGUGCACAAGCUUUUAUGCGAGCCUGAAGAAAAGUUUUUAUGCGAAGAACUGUUGCCGUCAAGUGGUGGAUGUGAAUGGGGAUCAAAAUUCGUAGAUGUUUAUUUUGAAGAAUUUAUGAAAGAAUUUUUUGGGGAAGAAUUGUUUGGGAAAUAUAUGAGAAAUGCUGUAGGAAGAUUAGAUAUUUUGAAACACUUUGAAAUGCUUAAAAGGAAGUUCUGUCCUGGAAUUGAUGAAAGAUCAAGAUUGCAGCUGAGCUACAUGGGCGAAGAUUUAACUGCACAAAUUUUGUCGAAUUUGGUUAAGAAUUAUAAUAAAGCUCAUCCACCAGAGUUUGAGCUAAAACAAAGAGGCUCGUCAAGUUUAGAUCUGCCUACCCCUCUUAUGGCUUCAUUUUUCCAGCCUCUUUUUGAAAACAUAAAGUCAAAAGUGGCUCAGCUGAAAUCUCAAGUUGAUGCCAAAGGCGAACAGUUAGGCUUUAUUUUUAUGGUUGGCGGGUUCUCUGAAAGUCCAUUCCUUAAGCAAGAAAUAAAAAAGCAAUUCGAAACUGAGCAGCUGCAAGUUUUAGUCCCUCGACGUCCACAAGUGAGCGUAGUCCGAGGAGCUUGCCUAUUUGGCCUUGACCCCCACUCUAUAACUUCUAGAAUUGUCAAAAAAACAUAUGGGAUAAAUACCCUUACCACAUUUGACCCUGAAAGACACCCAGAAACCAAAAAAGUCAUAAUUGAAGGAGAAGAUUUCUGUGAAGACGUUUUCGAUCCUUUUGUCAGAGCUGGAGAUUCUGUAGGUGCUGAAGAAGUGCAUACAAAAACAUAUUGUCCAGUAAGAUCAAGACAAACUGUCAUGAGGAUUAUUUUUUACUGCACUGAGUCUAGAGAUGUCGAUUUUGUCGAUGAAGAAGGGGUAGAACAGCUUGGAGAACUUACAAUUGAUAUAGGGAGACCUUUCCAGUCAGUAGAAGAUAAGACUGUUAAAGUCACACUGAGGUUUGGAAGCACAAAUAUAUAUGCUGGAGCUACGAAUAAAGACGGCACUGAAAUCAGAAACUGCGAAUUCAGGUUUGAUGACUCUUAA